AUCACUAUAUUGCAAGGUGGUCCGCUUCUAGCAUAGCCCGUGUUUAAUUGCACCUGCCGAGGCGGUGAGAGAGCUCAUUAUUUGGCAGAGAGCGGCAGGAGGCGGAGGAGCACAGUGACAGUGUAGCGUGUAGUCUGAGAUUCAGCACCACAAGACCGAGGAGAGCGUCCGAAUCCGGAUUAUCACUCUUUAACUGGGACUCGCCUGGAGAAGAAGACGUCAUUUUUGUUGGAAUUUAGAAAGACACCGGGCGCCGUUGCAGUUUAGGAGUCAUCUGAAAGAGACCAUGAUGAGUGCCACUUCUCCCAUCCUGUUAAAAUGGGACCCAAAGAGUCUUGAAAUCCGCACACUGACUGUGGAAAGGCUGCUGGAGCCACUCGUUACACAGGUGACCACACUGGUGAAUACCAGCAAUAAAGGGCCAUCCAGUAAGAAAAAGGGGCGCUCUAAGAAGGCCCAUGUUUUGGCAGUGUCUGUGGAACAGGCUACUCAGAACUUUUUGGAGAAGGGGGAGCAGAUAGCCAAAGACAGCCAGGAUCUCAAGGAGGAGCUUAUUGCUGCUGUGGAGGAUGUUCGCAAACAAGGGGAGACGAUGCGCAUUGCCUCAUCUGAGUUUGCUGAUGACCCGUGUUCCUCUGUGAAGCGUGGCACUAUGGUGAGAGCUGCCCGUGCACUGCUCUCCGCUGUCACCCGCCUGCUCAUUCUUGCUGACAUGGCUGAUGUCAUGAGGUUGCUGGCACAUCUUAAAAUUGUGGAGGAGGCUCUGGAAGGAGUAAAGAAUGCAACCAAUGAACAGGACCUGGCCAACCGCUUUAAGGAGUUUGGGAAGGAGAUGGUGAAGCUCAACUAUGUGGCAGCCCGGAGACAGCAGGAACUGAAAGACCCACAGUGUCGAGAUGAGAUGGCGGCUGCACGUGGGGCCCUCAAGAAAAAUGCCACCAUGCUGUACACGGCAUCACAGGCCUUCCUGCGCCACCCAGAUGUAGCGGCCACACGUGCCAACCGAGACUAUGUGUUCAAACAGGUGCAGGAGGCUAUCGGGGGCAUUUCCAGUGCUGCUCAAGCCACCUCGCCAACUGACGAGAAACACAGCCACCCUGGCAUUGGAGAACUAGCUGCUGCUCUCAAUGAAUUUGAUAACAAGAUCAUUCUGGACCCUUUGACAUUCAGUGAGGCCCGAUUCCGUCCAUCUCUGGAGGAACGUUUGGAGAGCAUCAUCAGUGGUGCGGCGCUAAUGGCUGACUCUUCAUGUACACGUGAUGACCGUCGUGAACGCAUCGUGGCUGAGUGCAACGCCGUUCGACAAGCCCUGCAGGACUUGCUGAGCGAGUACAUGAAUAAUACUGGCAGAAAAGAGAAGGGUGACCCUCUGAACUCUGCCAUUGAUAAGAUGACCAAGAAGACCAGGGAUCUGCGCCGACAGUUGAGGAAGGCAGUGAUGGACCACAUCUCAGAUUCCUUCCUGGAGACCAAUGUCCCUCUGUUGGUGCUCAUUGAAGCAGCCAAGAGUGGGAAUGAGAAGGAGGUCAAGGAAUAUGCGCAGGUGUUCCGUGAGCAUGCCAACAAACUGGUGGAGGUUGCCAACCUGGCUUGCUCCAUCUCCAACAAUGAAGAGGGGGUGAAGUUGGUUCGAAUGGCUGCCACCCAAAUUGACAGCCUAUGUCCACAGGUUAUCAAUGCUGCUCUCACUCUGGCUGCCCGCCCCCAAAGCAAGGUGGCUCAUGACAACAUGGAUGUUUUCAAAGACCAGUGGGAGAAGCAAGUGCGCAUCCUGACUGAGGCCGUGGAUGAUAUCACCUCUGUGGAUGACUUCCUUUCUGUGUCAGAAAACCAUAUCCUUGAGGAUGUCAACAAGUGUGUAAUUGCUCUGCAAGAGGGAGAUGUGGAUACUCUUGACCGAACUGCAGGAGCAAUCCGUGGCCGAGCUGCUCGUGUGGUCCACAUCAUUAACGCUGAGAUGGAAAACUAUGAACCUGGAGUCUACACUGAGCGUGUGCUGGAGUCCAUCAAGCUCCUGUCUGAGACUGUCAUGCCCCGUUUUGCUGAACAAGUGGAGGUAGCCAUUGAGGCACUGAGUACAAACCCCCCACAGCCGUUUGAAGAAAAUGAGUUCAUUGAUGCAUCACGUUUGGUAUAUGAUGGUGUCCGUGACAUCAGGAAAGCUGUCCUCAUGAUCAGGACACCAGAAGAGCUGGAGGAUGACUCUGACUUUGAGCAGGAGGACUACGAUACUCGCAGCAGGACUAGUGUCCAGACUGAAGAUGACCAACUUAUUGCUGGACAAAGUGCACGGGCCAUCAUGGCACAGCUUCCUCAGGAGGAGAAAGCAAAGAUUGCCGAGCAGGUGGAGAGCUUCCGACAGGAGAAGUGUAAGCUAGAUGCAGAGGUGGCUAAAUGGGAUGACAACGGAAAUGACAUUAUUGUGCUGGCCAAGCAGAUGUGCAUGAUCAUGAUGGAGAUGACGGACUUCACCAGGGGGAAAGGCCCCCUUAAGAACUCCUCGGAUGUGAUCAAUGCAGCUAAGAAGAUUGCAGAGGCUGGUUCCAGGAUGGAUAAAUUGGCCCGUGCUGUUGCAGAUCAGUGCCCUGAUUCGGCAUGCAAGCAGGAUCUGCUGGCCUACUUGCAGAGAAUUGCCCUGUACUGCCAUCAGCUCAACAUCUGCAGCAAAGUGAAAGCUGAGGUUCAGAAUCUGGGUGGUGAGCUCAUUGUGUCUGGGCUGGAUAGCGCCACCUCCCUCAUCCAGGCAGCCAAGAACCUCAUGAAUGCCGUGGUACUGACUGUAAAGGCAUCUUAUGUAGCCUCCACCAAGUACCAGAAGGUCUAUGGUACAGCGGCUGUCAACUCUCCAGUGGUGUCUUGGCGCAUGAAAGCACCUGAGAAGAAGCCACUGGUAAAAAGGGAGAAGCCUGAGGAGUGCCAGACACGUGUCCGACGAGGCUCCCAAAAGAAACACAUCUCUCCCGUCCAGGCCCUCAGCGAAUUCAAGGCCAUGGACUCCUUCUAAGUUAAAAACAACUACGUAUGACAAUGCGUCAAAACAAAAGUUGAAAAAAAAAUUCCCUUUUUAUGUUGUGUUAUCCCACCUCUCUCUGCCCUGCGUGUGCUUGGUGAUACCUCAGGAGGACGAUGUACGUGUUAAACAGUCACAUUGCGGCUCUGUGAAACCAUCACAGCCCACAGAGGCAACUCUAUUUAUCUUAUUGUUGAUCCGUAAACAAGAGACUAAAUGUGACAAACAGAAAAUUGAAAAAGUGGAAGUAAAAAAAAAAAAAAAAACAGUGAUAGAAGAGUGGCAUUUGAAAAUGUGUGGCAGUUGAUAUUUUAGCUAUAUCAUUAAUGUGCUAAUUGGCUGCUUGUGCAAAUUGUCCCAAUGAAAAUUUUGAAUAUUUCAGGGGCGGAGUUACCCCAAAGGGCAUCAUUGCUGGUGUGCGCCCUCUUAUUAUUUUUUUUCUCAGUUUGUUGACCUCUAGUAGUAGGAAUAACUUAUAUUAAAAAACAAAACAAAACAAAACAAACAAAAAAAGAACAAAAGUGUCAACCUAGAAGUAGUUUCCUUGUUCCUGAAGAUCAUAAUGAUAAUCCAUAUGGUGUUUUAUUUUUUUUUUUUCUUUCCAAAGCACACUUAUGGUCUAUUGUAUCGCCUUUUCCAAGUCCAUUUAUUUAAUGAUUACAUCACUAACAAUGAUGAUCUUGAUUGGGCAUUGUGUAGCAUAUAACUGUAGACACAGAGAGGUUUGACUAGUUGUGGUUUGCUCAGAGAAUAGAAUUCCUGCAUUCAGUACCUUUAUAUUCACCCUUCUCAAAUAAAUCCCUCACCUUGA
Molecule: messenger RNA, 3821 nt
Organism: Thalassophryne amazonica
Lineage: Eukaryota; Metazoa; Chordata; Actinopteri; Batrachoidiformes; Batrachoididae
Gene: ctnna2
Product: catenin (cadherin-associated protein), alpha 2
Exons: 18
Coding region: 287-3004 (905 amino acids)
Biological process (GO): cell-cell adhesion; cell migration
Cellular component (GO): actin cytoskeleton; adherens junction; catenin complex
Molecular function (GO): structural molecule activity; beta-catenin binding; actin filament binding
Source: RefSeq, a predicted model, not a curated record